AAAUUCAGUUACUAAUUCACGAUAGGAAUGGCAUCAGACUUACCGGAUUCCAAAACGACACACAGUUAAGAUUGUCAGGGUGGUAGGACGGAAAAUACCACGAACCUCCUUAUUGGCUAACCCUGGUUUGAAAUUUGUACCCUCCAGCUUGAGUGUUGAUUUCAGAACAAUUUAAGGAUUGGCAAAUCGCUUGUAAAGAUUUAAAUCAACCGACAAUGUGCAUUGUCUUCAUGUACUUUUGUGACGACCCAAGCCCUGAUGGAUACCGUCUGAUUGUUGCAUCAAACAGAGAUGAGGUUUAUUCCAGACCUACAGCCCAAGCAAAGUUUUGGGACGAAUAUCCUGAUAUCAUUGCAGGAAUGGACAUGAAGUCAGGAAGAGAAGGUGGAACGUGGAUUGGGAUGAAAAGUGAUGGCAAAUUUGCUGCUACUACGUUUUACAGACAGUCGAAAAAGUUCACUACCUCUAAAGCAAAAGGGAGAGGCCAUCUUGUUUCAGACUUUCUGAAGGGUGACGAUGACGUUGAGAAUCACCUCAAGAAAGUAAGUAACGAAGGAGACCUCUACAAUGGAUUCAAUCUUUUGGUGGGUGAAUUGUCACCAAAUGGUGAGACCAAGGUGGGAUGGUACUGUAACAUUGAAGAUAAACAAGUCACAAUGUUGAAACCUGGGAUUCACGUUUUAUCGAACAAAACGUUGAACUGUUCUUGGCCCAAGAUGGGUUAUGGGAAAAAAAGAUUCGCCAGAAUAAUAGAAGAAACUUCAACUAAAGAAGAUCUUGUUGACGAGCUGCUCUGGCUGCUGAAGGCCCGACAGAGAUCUUUUAGUGCAAGUUGCGGUGAUCACAACAACUUCAUUGCGGCUCAAGAUGAAGGGUUCGAUGAAGCUCUUAUUGAAGCGUCACGGGCAGUUUUUGUCAGGCAUCAAGUUAUGAAUUUUGGAACAAGAACCAACACAGUGAUGUUAGUUGAUGCCAAUGGACACGCUACGUAUGUUGAGAGAACCAUGGACGAGAUUGCCUCUGACCCUGAUGAAGCAGAGUGGACAGUGAACUCCUAUGAGUUUGAAAUGUUCCAGAAGACUGGUAUCUGCACUGCGCACGAAAAAUCAAAAGAAAAACCUAAAAGAAGGAAGAAAGGCAUUUGGAAUAUAGAAGGGAUCCUGGAGAAAUCCUAGCUUGCAAAUAAACUGACGUUAUAAUAAAUCCGACAAUUGUUUACUCACCCAAAAAGCAUCAAGCUACAACAAUAUACGCGUGUUUGCUCAAUGAGGAAACACUUGUUAAUAGGUAAAGGCAUUUACAAGUUUUGAUGGCCAAAGAUAAACGCGAUGCGGAUUUGUUAGUUCAAUUACAUAAGCCGUGUUUUAAUUUUAUCUCGAACUGCGGUUCCCGAGAGUUAUUAGCGAAACCAAAGACUGCGAGGAGCACUACGAGAAUAACCAAAUCAUUAAAAUCACGAUUUCAACCGAAAUUUGUCGUACCGCUGAUAAAAAAUGCUGAGUAAGCUUCGCUAGACAACAAAACAUCCAGAGCCAUAAACAAUAUUUAUUUUUUCAUACCAUUAACAAGAUAAAAACUGAACCUAUACUUUGAUUCGCAAAACCAUUUCUGAAUAUUUAGAAAUCGACGAAAAUAAUGUUAAAAAUAGAUAUUCAUGUGAAGAAGCUAUGAACAGGCCAGUUGAAUCAAAUAAAUAUUGCAGUGAUAUAGUUCUCAAGUACUGAGAAAAAUAAUGUAGAUUUCAGUGGUCUGGUUACCUGUUAGUUUCCUUUUCCAGAACUGAGACACGCACAAAGUAACGAACCAGUCCACCAUGUAUACGCUGUAAACACGUCAUUACUUAACAGUAAAAUUAUAUGUGCAUUCAAUUCUCUUUACUUUGAGAUAUAUAUCCAGUAUAAAACCUUUUUUAGACUUUCCACAGCCUCCCUUUCUGGUAUCAAGCUUAUGAAAGGCAAAGGCACACAAAAACUACACGCAUGAUGGGAGAAGCCUGAGAUUUAGAUAAAGGGAAAAAAAUCGCAGCCACCACACUCUGCCCCGCGGAAAAUGUAACAAAACAGAGGGCUGUCAACUUCCGACUUACAUUUGUGUACAUGGUGGUUGUGUAUGAAUCUAUAAUUUAUAAUAAAUCUUAGCUACAUUUAUUCAAA
This is a messenger RNA of Pocillopora verrucosa, 2153 nucleotides long. Its product is annotated as transport and Golgi organization 2 homolog. Lineage: Eukaryota; Metazoa; Cnidaria; Anthozoa; Scleractinia; Pocilloporidae. The record is from RefSeq and is a predicted model, not a curated record. Gene Ontology annotation, biological process: protein secretion; Golgi organization. Gene Ontology annotation, cellular component: Golgi apparatus.